UAGAAGGAGUAGGAAGUAACAUUGAGAAAGGGGAAAUAGAGAAAGAAGAAAGACAGAAUAUAAAUAGAGGGGAAGUGAAUGAGAUAGAGAAAGUAACUUAGAUAACCGGAGUGAUAAAGAAGAGAAAGAAAGAUAGAUAGUGGGGGGUGAGUAAGAAAGGGAAAGAAAGACAGAUAGAGGGAGUGUCAAAUACUCGAAAGAAAGAUAGGUAGAGGAAGUAAAAUGGGUGAAAACAGGUAUUGUUGGGUGGAGGUUCCGUUAAUGCUGUCCGUUUUCGUGGAUAUACUAACUGUGACUGUGUAAGAGAUACUGGUUGUGACCAGUGUCCUGUGACGGAUUUCCUCAUGUACUAAGUAACACCACGAUUGCUACUAGCAGUGGUUAAGUUGGUGUUGUCGGUGGUGUUGUUGUUGGUGUCGGUGGUGGUUUAAUAUAACCUCAACCGUGAUCGCGGUUUUGUGUGAGUUGUUGACGCUUGUUUCAUCGUCUCCUUUUACAUUCUAAUUACACUAUCACAAGUACAACUAACGGUAAUCACAUGUAACCACUACUACACCGCAACGAAUACACAUAUAUAUAUAUACAUACGUACACAUAAUUAUUGUAACAUCCUCGUUGCCACCCCUACGAACACAUCAGUUCAGUACAACCACCUCACAUCAAAACACACCAUUCUAACUACUACCAUCGCCAAUAACAACAACAACAACAAGGCACCCGUCAGCACUAUCUAUCUAUCUAUCCAUCUACUAUCUAUCUAUCUAUCCAUCUUCCAUCUAUCUAUCUUUCUCUCUAUCUAUCUGUCUGUCUGUCUAUCUAUCUACCUAUCUAUCUAUCUUUAUCUAUCUAUCUAUCUAUCUAUCUAUGCCAAUAACAUCGUUGCUACUACAACACUACCCUCUAGACAUCAAGAAGUGCCUGUCUCCACCACCGUCACUAUAACAACAGCAGCAGCAAUAAAUAACAAGACACUGUCAUCAGAACCAGCGACAACAACUACUACAACAGUUACCGUCAUCAGCCACUAAAACCACGAUUGCUACCUCACAUAUUUGCAGUAUUAGUUUCGUUUUUAUGUAUUCUGCUGUCGUGUGAACGAAUGGCUCCUUGAGCCACAACUGGUGAUACAAUAAUGAUACGAGUUUCAAUCCCCAGUUUUCGUAAAGUCGAAGGUGAAAAUGACAGAAGCUACACGGUAUUUUAUGUCCAAGUAUGGAUGUCUGGAAGAUAUAAUUCGGUCGAAAGACGCUAUACUGAAUUUGAAGAUCUGCACAAACAGCUAAAGAAACUGAUUGCUACUCCAGAAUUCCCUCCAAAGAAGAUGUUAAAAUGGAACCACAAAGUGUUGGAACAAAGAAGGCAGCGUCUUCAACUUUACAUCCAGACUGUAUGUCAAACCACCAGCAGCAAUGGUUACAUUCCUCCGGCAUUGUUCAAUUUCUUAGAACUGGAGCCAUAUGAACCCGGCUUUGAGUCUGUGGACCAUAUGCUCCAGGAACCUGUCCUAUGUUCCCACAAACCAAUGGUCAAGUUUGAAGAAGAUGCCUUUCUGUACGACACUAACAAAACGUUGCUUCCAGAUACCAUUAUCUCAGGUGUACAUCUUGGACUAUAUUCCACUGAACACGAUGCCACAGUUCGGUAGCUUACCAUCACAUGCAACAUGAACAGACUGCUUUUUUUUUUUUUAUGUUCUUUUUGAACUCUGCUAUUUUGUAUAAAAGUGCAAUUCAUUUCUCAACCAUUAUUAUUAUUAUUAUUAUUAUUAUUACUAAGGCAGCAAACUGGCAGAAUCUUUAGUACGCUGGAUCAAAUGCUUGGCAGUAUUUUGCCCGUUGCUCCAAUUUGAGUUCAAAUUCCACCAUGGUAGACUUUACCUUUCAUCCUUUGGGGGGGGGGUCGAUAAAUUAAGUACCAGUUAUGCACUGGGGAUGAUGUAAUCGACUUUAUCCCCUCCUCUAAGCUGCCCUUGUGGCAGAAAUUUGAAAUCAUUAUUAUUACUAUUAUUCGCCGAAUUGGUGGAGCAUCAGACAAAAUACCUUGCAACAUUUAGCUGUAGCACUUUAUGUUCCAAGUUCAAAUCCUGCCAAGAUCAACUCUGCCUUUCAUUUUCCCAAUGUCAGUUAUAUAAAAUACCAGUCAUAUACUGUGGUUUGAUAUGACUGACCAUCUCCUCUCCCAGUCAUCAAAUUUUCUAGUCUUGUACCUUUUCGUAACGAAUCAUUGUUAUUCUUGUAUAUGUGAAUCUAAGGCAUUCAUCCAGAGGUUUUUUUGUGCUUUUUUUUUUUUUUUUUUGCAUUAGAAACAGUGUUGUGCAUCUCAGGAGACACACUUAUAAAUAUUGGGAUGGUUUUCUGUUUUUUUUCUAAAAACUGCUUUUUAGCCAUUACCAACCUUUACAGACCUUAAUAUUGCUACUUUUGUAGAAUAUGCCAACAUUUUAUGCUCUUGGGAAAGUCUGUUGAUGUAGCAGCUGUGUAUAAAUUUUCUUUUUUUUUAUAGUCAUACCACAUCAUUUCAUUCAUACAACAUUAUUAUUGUAUUAUUGCAUUAUUAUUGUCAAUUUUGUCUUUCAUCCUUUCGGGAUCGAUUAAAUAAGUACCAGUUAAUCACUGGGGGGUCGAUGUAAUCGACUUAAUCCCCUUGUCUGUCCUUGUUUGUCCCCUCUCCGUUUAACCCCCUGUGGGCAAUAAAGAAAUAAUAAUAAUAAUUAUUAUUAUUAUGAUAGUGAGCUAGAAGAGUCAGGCAAAUGCUUAGUGGCAUUUUGUCCAUCUUUCCGUUCAAAUUUCGCCAGGGUCGACUUUGCCUUUCAUCCUUUUGGAGGUUAAUAAAAUAAGUAUCAGUUGAUCACUGGGGUUGAUGUAAUCGACUUACCCCCUCUCCUCUAACCCUAACCCUCUCCAAACAGGACUUGUAUCUAUAAUAGAGAGAAUUAUUAUUGUUGCUAUUAUUAUUAUUAUUAUUAUCAUUAUCAUUAUUAAGGCAGCAAGCUGGCUGAAUUGUUAGCAUGCCAGACAAAAUGCCUAUCUUUAUUUUCCGAGUUCAAAUUCUGCUGGAGUCAACUUUGCCUUUCAUACUUUCGGGGUCAAUAAAUUAAAUUAAAUACCAAUGAAACACUGGGGUUGAUGUAAUCGACUAGUCCCCUCCCACAAAAUUUCAGGCCUUGUGCCUAUAGUAGAAAGGAUUAUUAUUAUUUUUAUUAUUAUUAUUAUUAUUUUUCCAGCUCUUAACAUCCUGUAUUCAGAUCCUGCCAAACUUAAUUUUUCCUUUCAUUCUUUUGGAUUCAAUAAAGUAGAUUACCAGUCAAGUAUUAGAGUGGAUUAACUCCACUACAUCUCAGUUCCCACCACAUUUUUGGUUUUGAUCCUGUCUUAGAAAUCCUUGUCAUCAUCAUCAUCAUCAUCAUCAUCAUCAUCAUCAUUCCUGUUAUCGUAAUCAUUUCUCAUACUUUUAUUAUAAUUGUUGUUAAAGCAGUGAGCUGACAGAUUCAUUAGUUCGUCAGACAAAAAUGCUUAGCACAUUUUUUCUGGCUUCACAUCCUGAGUUCAAAUUUCCCUGGGGUUGAUGUAAUCGACUAGCCUCUCUCCACAAAAUUUUACUUAUAGUAGAAAGAAUUAUUUUCAUAAUUGCUGUAAGUAAAGAGACGUGUGGCAGACAUAGUAGAGUGCUGGACAAAAUGUUUUCCCAUUUCUGAGUUCAAAUCCUUCCAAGGUCUAGUUGGCUUUUUAUUUCACUGUCAGAGAAAAAAAGAACAUUUUCAAGCUCCUGAUCAACCCUGAUUUAACGCACCUAUAAUCAUAGGUUUCCCAGCUAAGAGUAUCCCAUCUUUUUGUAUUUCUAGUACUACUAUGUUCAAUGUCCUUCUUUUUGUAAGACGGCAGGGUGUGAUUUCAGGAAGGUUUGAUUGCUGCUUGUAGCUGGUUAAUGAACCAUAUAACAUCUCUCAUAUCAACUCUCAUCAGUUAUUCUUAUAAUCAAAGGCAUUUAAACUGUGACCAUCCUCUCUUAUAUUUCAAGCAUAGUCUACCUAGAGUGGAGGCACAAUGGCCCAGUGAUUAGGGCAGCGGAUUCGCGGUCGUAGGAUCGUGGUUUCAAUUCCCAGACCGGGCGUUGUGAGUGUUUAUUGAGUAAAAACACCUAAAGCUCCACGAGGCUCCGGCAGGGGAUGGUGGCGAACCCUGCUGUACUCUUUCACCACAACUUUCUCUCACUCUUUCUUCCUAUUUCUGUUGUACCUGUAUUUCGAAGGGUCAGCCUUGUCACGCUGAAUAUCCCCGAGAACUACGUUAAGGGUACACGUGUCUGUGGAGUGCUCAGCCACUUGUACGUUAAUUUCACGAGCAGGCUGUUCCAUUGAUCGGAUCAACUGGAACCCUCGUCGUCAUAACCGACAGAGUGCCAACCAGUCUACCUAGAGCUACAUAAUUCAAUGCAUCCUUCCUUCUUUUACUUUUUAUUUUUUUCUGUCUUCAAGAUGAUAAAAUGUGAUAUGAAAGAUAUUUCGUUGUUGUAGUAUUUAUAUCAAGCGAAGGAAGGGUCCACAUAGUAGAGAUUUCUAGACAGAGAGAAUGAGAGAGAAGUAUUGAUAAAGUAGUUCAACCAGUAAUAUACUGGGGUUUUAUUUUACUUGGCAUAUAUAAGACUUGCUGUAUAAAAAUUAUCUGGCUUCAUAUCUGCUUAGGAAAAAAAAUGCCCACCAUUAUUAGUAGGAGCAUUAUUACCAUGGUCAACUUUGCUAGUCACCCUUUUGUGGGGGUGGGGUCGUUAAAAUAAGUGUCAGUCAAGCGCUGGGGUUGAUGUAAUCAGCUAGUCCUCUCCCACCAAAUUCUAAGCCUUGUUCCUACAAUAGAAGGCAUUAUUAUUAUUACAAAGGUGUUGGGCAGAACUAUUAGCACAUUGCAGAAAAUGCUUAGUGGCAUUUUGUUUGUGUUUACAGUCUGAGUUCAAAUUCUGCUGAGGUCAGUUUGCUUUUCCUCCUUUCAGGGUUGAUAAAAUAAGAACUAGUCAAGCACUGGGGCUCAUGUAAUCAACUAGUCCCUUCUCUCCAAAAUUUUGAGCCUUGUGCUAUAGUAGAAAGGAUUAUUAUUAUUAUUAUUAUUAUUAUUAUUAUUGGCAGACUGGAACCUGGUGCAGCUUUCCGGUUUACCAGUUCCAGUCAUGGAAAGCGGAUGUUUAAUGAUGUCAAUGAUGAUGAUGAUGAUGAUUAUUGUCAUUAACACAAGCUGAUUUUGUUCCUAGUCACAUUUAAAAAAUAAAACAAAAAAAUAAAAUAAACCCAGUCCCUCUAUGAUAUUCUGCUGGUCAUAUAUGUUCAGGUGUUAUGCUUUAAACAAUCUUAACUAUGGAAUGAAAUCCAAGAUAUAUUCGAAAUCUUUAGCUUAAUGAAAUGAUGUUAUGAAGAUCUAUUUAUGCAUCAAAACAGAAAUAGGAAUUUUUUUAUAAAAUGCGGGAUGUUCAUGGGUCCCUGUAGUUGUUAUCAUUUUCAGUGAAUUGGGAAAAUUGUUCAGAUCAGAAUAGUAUUUGUUGCAGUAUUUGCUCUGGUUCUCUAUGUCCAGGGUUCAAAUCUUGCUGAGGUCAACUUCGUCUUUUAUCAUUUUGGGGCCAUGAAGGUGUGUAGCCAAGUGGUUAUGGUAUUUGGCUCACAACUGUAUGAUUGUGAGUUCGAUUCCCUGCAGCACAUUGCAUCCUUGAGCAAGAUAAUUUAUUUCACGUUGCUCCAGUCCAUUCAGCUGGCAAAAGUGGGGUUGUACCUGUAAAUUCAAAGGGUCUGCUUAGCCACAUCCUGUGUCACGCUGAAUCUCCCUGAGAACUAAAUUAAGGGUACACGUGUUUGUGGAGUGCUCAGCCACUUGUAUGUUAAUUUCAUGAGCUGGCUGCUCUGUUGAUCAGACCAACUAGGACACUCACUCAUCGUAACUGACAGAGAACCAGGCCCAUUUUGGUGUCUAUAAAGUAACAGGCAAAUACUAGCAAGUACUAGCUGACUUCAUUGACUAACCCUUACCCUAACUCAAAUUUCAGGCUUUGUACCUAAUUUAGAAAUAAUUAUUAUUGCUACAAGGGCAAUAGAUUGGCAAAAUCGUUAGAGAGUGUCUGACAUAAUUCUUUGGCCCUUUAUGAUCUGAGAUCAAAUCUUGCCAAGGCCAAUUUUACCUUUCACCCUUUCGAAGUGAAAUAAAGUACCAGUCACCUACUGGUGUAUGUAACUGUACUUUGUUUAUAAUACUAGUCACAUAUACUGGUGUUUAUGAAUAAAAUUUCAUUUUAUUUUAUGAUAAAAUAAUGUACCUCUCACACAUGGAGGGGUUUGGUAUACUGUCAACUAAUCUUCUUUCCCAAAUUUCAAGCCUUGUGCCUAUGUUAGAAAAUUCUUUCUAUACUGUCUAGAAUGGGAAGUGAUGCAAUAAAUACAUUCUGCCAUUGAACUGUCCAAUUAUGUUCCAAGUUCAAUUCUUGCCAAGGACAUCUUUGCUUUUCAUUCUAAAUGUGGAUGGGCUAUUAUAAAAUAAACACUAGUCAAGAUCUGGGGUUGGUUUAACCAGCUGACCUUCACCUCGGCUCAAUUUCUGGCCUUGAAUCUAUCUUAGCAACCAUCAGUAUUAUUAGUGUGAACUGGCAGAACCAGUAGAGCAUUAUAAAAAAAUUAUGUGGUAUUUGUUCCAGUUGUGUACAUUCUGAGUUCAAAUCCUACUGGGGGGGUCAAUGUAAAACGACUAGUCCCAGCCCCCAAAAUUUCAGGCCCUGUGCCUUUAGUAGAAAGGAUUAUUAUUAUUAUUGUUGUUGUUGUGGUAAGCAGGAUCAGUAAGGCAGUAACUAAAAAUGCAUUGUAGAAUUCAAUUACAUUGUUUUAUUCAUGUUCUCAAUUGAAAUCCUACCCUCCUGGGGUCAAUUUAGCAUUUCAUCAUUCUUCCAAAAAAUUCAGUAAAAUGAAGUACAAGAAGUCAAUUUAAUUGAUUUGUACUUUACCUCCAAGAAUUUGUGGCCAAAUUGUUUUGUGCCUGUCUUAGAAAUCAGUGUCAUUUUUUUUAUUAAUACAUCUUUCAUUUUUUUUUAUGAAAAAAUUUGCAUUGUUUUGCUUUGAGAAGAAAAGAAAGAAAAAAAAAACAAGAAAAACAGACAAAAAACUUUGUAAACCAAAAUUGUAAAAAAACAAAAUAUUUCAAAGAAUUCCUCUUUAAAAUUUCAUUGCAAUUCUA
Molecule: messenger RNA, 7196 nt
Organism: Octopus bimaculoides (California two-spot octopus)
Lineage: Eukaryota; Metazoa; Mollusca; Cephalopoda; Octopoda; Octopodidae
Product: sorting nexin-22
Molecular function (GO): phosphatidylinositol phosphate binding
Source: RefSeq, a predicted model, not a curated record